UUCUAAAUUGGCCCUGAAUUGCAGGUGAAGAAAAACAGUGGACCAUCCGGUUCACCUUGAGUGGAAAUGGAACCGGCGGCAUCGAGUAUAUUUUAUGUGGGUUUGGUUUCUUUUUUAUUUUGAGGUGAACAAGAUACUCUGCUUUUGCACUUAGAAUCAGUUUGUUUACUUGCCUUGCUUCUUCAACUUAUGUCUGAUUCUUUUCCUCCACCCUACCAUAUAUUCUUCUUCACUUCACUUUCGGCACCAAUCCUCAGCUACCACAAUGUCCCACCACAAUGACACAAAUCCACACUUUCUCCCCCGUCAACGCGAUCCAAUCAUCGAGUUUCCCUCACGCACGCCACCACCUCGCUCCAGGCCGCCGUCACACCACCGUGGCCAUGCUCCGGUUGUGGUGGAAGCGCCGCCUCAUGGCCACCCUGCACACCACCCUACACCAUCUCAAGGUGGAACAUCGCCCCACCAUCCGGCCCAUGUUAAGCCUGUGGCACCCUUUGUCGCUGAGGUACUGCACCAAGAAUCCAGACCCCAUUCUGAUUCUCAUACGCGUCCUCAGCACGGAAGAGGCAGCCGCCACCCUGGUUUCAUCCACCCCCCAACAUCCCAACGGACCAGGCCGUUAACCUGGCUGGUGGCAGCAUUCUGUAUGCUCUUCUGGAUAUUGGUGAUCGUGGGAGGCCUGAUCGUCCUCAUAGUGUACUUGGUGUUCCGGCCGCGUAGCCCUUGGUUUGACAUCUCAACCACCACCAUCAACGCGGCGUACCUAGACAUGGGAUACCUGCUGAAUGCGGACGUGACGGUGCUGGCCAACUUCAGCAACCCCAACAGCAAGGUGAAGGUGGAUUUUAGCUACGUGAUCUUGGAUCUCUACUAUGACAACAACUACCUCACCACGAGUUACAUCAAGCCAUUUGCAGUGAUGAGGGGUGAGUCAAGGUUUGCCGACGUGCACAUGGUGGGUAGCCAGGUGAAGCUGUCGAGUAAGCAUAGCAUGCAGCUGCAGAAACAGAUAGAAGAAGGAAGAGUAAACCUUGAGAUUAAAGGAUUGUUUAGAGCUAGGUCUAAAUUAGGAGGCAUUUUCCACUACUCCUAUUGGAUGUAUGCGCAUUGCCAACUCGUCGUCACCGGCCCUCCCACCGGAGUUUUGCUCAGAAAAAAGUGCAUUACUAAGAGGUGAACAAGUCCGGCUAUUUUGAUCCUCAUCAUUAAUGACUUGCCUUCACACUUAUUUUUCUUGUCAUUUCUGGUUUAUUUAUCAAUUGUUUUAGUCUGAAUAUUUAAAAGUGAGUUUUGAUCGAUUC
Molecule: messenger RNA, 1304 nt
Organism: Salvia splendens (bonfire salvia)
Lineage: Eukaryota; Viridiplantae; Streptophyta; Magnoliopsida; Lamiales; Lamiaceae
Exons: 1
Coding region: 266-1180 (304 amino acids)
Biological process (GO): defense response to other organism
Cellular component (GO): plasma membrane
Source: RefSeq, a predicted model, not a curated record